CUGUGAGGCACUUUAUUUUACUAGAGAUUUUCCUCUUGAAGCAGAUAUUGAAAGAAUGGAUGUUGAAUGUCAUUGUUGUGGUGCACUUUAUUUUCAGAAAAAACUAACUGCUAGAGACUUGGAUCAAUUCACAUCCUGCUGUCAUAAAGGCACUGUGGUGCUGUCACCUCUUUUACUAUUUCCUAAUGAGCUAAAAUCAUUUUUUCUUCAAGAGCAUCCAUUAUCUAAAACUUUUUUUAAGAAUAUUCAUAAAUAUAAUGUAUUACUGUCACAAUUAGAUUUAAUACUUUGGAAAGUUAGUCCUUUUGCACAAGCAUUUCAAAUGAUGAAAGAGGUUCAACAUAAAGAGAAUAAUACUGCAAUAGAGCAAGUUGCUGCAAUCUUCAUUGGCUCUGGAGAUUGUGAUUUUCCCUCUCAUUAUCUUGCUGUAUAUCCAUGUAGUGAUCAGCUUAAAACCAUUCCAGUAAUUAAUG
Molecule: messenger RNA, 473 nt
Organism: Cetraspora pellucida
Lineage: Eukaryota; Fungi; Glomeromycota; Glomeromycetes; Diversisporales; Gigasporaceae
Source: the annotation of a GenBank genome assembly